Messenger RNA from Oryzias latipes (Japanese medaka), 1007 nucleotides. Its product is annotated as kallikrein-8-like. Gene Ontology annotation, biological process: proteolysis. NCBI's taxonomy places the organism in Eukaryota, Metazoa, Chordata, Actinopteri, Beloniformes, Adrianichthyidae. The record is from RefSeq and is a predicted model, not a curated record. Gene Ontology annotation, molecular function: serine-type endopeptidase activity.
AAAAGGUGAGGCACCGUGAGUUUAGGACACUCACAUACAGUAGGAGGGAGCCACCAUGACACCUUGCUUUGUCCUUGUCCUGCUGUUCUCAGCAUCCGUUGUGGUAUCAGGAAGCAUUGAAAAGAGGAUUGUUGGGAGCUCAGCUUGCAAGAAGGACAGGCAGUACCAUGUCCAGAUACAGGCUGUGCAGGGGGGGAAAGUAUGUGGAGGGGCUCUGCUGAACACCCGCUGGCUCAUCACUGCUUCUCACUGUGCAGAACAAAAGGUCAAAGUGCAGCUUGGGUUAAACAACGAUGUGUCACUCGGUACAAAAUUUUUCUCUUUCCUGAAAGGAAACUCCAAAAAGUAUGAGCAACAAAUCGAACCCAAACAGCAGUUCACCUUCAAAGAUGAAAGCGGAAAACCUCAUGACAUUAUGCUCAUAAAAUUGAACGAGGACAUGCCAGGAAAAAUUCCAGUCAUCAGCCUUCCUUCGCAGGAUUGUAAAAGGCCAGAGCUGAAAAGCAAAGUGGAGAUCGGAGGCAUGGGAUCCAAGAAAGCAGGUAACAAACUGGAAAGCAGUGUGAGGUGUGCAAGCACAGAGAUCUCAGCAUGUGGUGAGAAUGAUAAACCUGACAGUAAAUACCAAAGUGAUGAGUCCACCACGAUGUGUGCCCACAAACCUGGUGUGGAGGCCUGCCAUGGAGAUGCAGGCUCAGCUGUGGAGUAUGACGGACUCUUAUACGGGAUCAUUGUGAGCGAUCCAGUGGAUAAGUGUGCCGACCCCAUAGUGAUGAUGGACAUCUGCUACUACAAACAGUGGAUCGAAGACACCAUGAAAAAAGAGUCAGCCUGAGAAAUCCCUGAUAAUCAUUAUAACCAGCCAAAUUGGAUAAUUUAGAGAAUACAGAUUCCUGUUAGGCUCUAAAGAGCAUUACGCUAAAAUACAAUUCAGCAAACCGGUUUUAACCUGUUUUCUGUACAACUCUUCAAUUUCUCCAUAAAUAAAAUUAUUCUGCUUCUCAGAG